AUGACUAACAACAAUCGUUCAUCGUAUAUUCGUGUCGAAGAUCAAAAUCAAACAGCAUUAAAUGAACUUUUUUCUGUUGUGAAUAAUCCAACACAAUAUCGUACACAAUUAUUAUCAAAACCAUUUCGUGAUCGUGGUUUACCUGAAUCAUUUUUUCAACCACCAUCAUCAUCACCAAAUAAUACAUUAUCAAAAUCUACUGCAACAUCAUCAAGUUCAAUAAAUAAUGAACAACAACAAAAUGUACAGCGUCAACAUGCAAAAAAUCAACUUAGUUUACCUAACAUUCCAUCACAAUCAACUACAUUAUUACGUACAAUAAUUAAUAAUAAUCAUAUACAAGGACAUUUAAGAACUGUUAGUGAUACAGCUGUACUUGAUGGACAAGGUACAACAAUGGCAUCAACAAAUACAACAUUAUCACAAAUUAAUUCUCAAGUAUCAUUACUUCCAUUACCUGAUGGUUGGGAAGAAAAACAAACACCCGAUGGACAAGCUUAUUAUAUUGAUCAUAUGACACAAUGUACAACUUGGAUGGAUCCACGACCAAGUCAUUAUGCAGCAUUUCAAUCAUUUUGUGCUACACUUCCAUUACCUGAUGGUUAUGAACAAUCUCGUGAUGCACGAGGCAAUACUUAUUUUAUUGAUCAUAAUAAUAAACAAACAUGUUGGGAUGAUCCACGACCAAAUUAUUAUCGUUCGAUGAUGACUAAACGACUUGAUGUACCUAUUCCACCAACACCAAUGUCUAUUCCACAAUCAUCAACAUCACCUAUUCCAACAUCAUCAUCACCAUUUCAUCAACAACGACUUUCAUCAUCAACACUUUCACCAACAACAAGUAUGGCUCAAUUAACAACAAAUUCUCCACCAAUUGUUUCUCAACAACAAGAUCCAUUAAAAAAUAAACUUUCAGAAAUUUUAAAUGAACAACGAGCUUUACAACAACGUAAAGAAGAAUUAGAAAGAAUGGAAGCUGAUAUUCGUAAAAUGCUCAAUCAUCGUAUCAAUACGAAUAAUUCAUCGGCUGAUCAGGCAACAAUUGAUUCAUUAAUCGAUGAUUUACUUCAUCAUAAACGACAAAAUAGUGAAGACAGUGGAGUUGGUGAAGGUCGAAAUAGUAUUAAUCGUACACCUGAUGCAUUAAGCUCAACGGAUUAUGUUGAUGAUCCUCUUUUUCUCAAUCAAGCAGAUUACGCUGCAAUUCCAGUGGACAUGGAACUACCGGUACAGGACCCUCAGCCAAUGGCAGUUUUGGACGAUACACAACUUAAAAUCAAAUCUAUUAAACAAAAUCAUCAAUGGCUUUAUCAUGCCAAUACUUAA
This is a messenger RNA of Rotaria sp. Silwood1, 1326 nucleotides long. Lineage: Eukaryota; Metazoa; Rotifera; Eurotatoria; Philodinida; Philodinidae. The record is from the annotation of a GenBank genome assembly.